UUACUCUUUGUCAUCCUAGAAGGCUCUCGAGACUUGCAGAGAGAGCUGAAUCGCUCAUUCCAGCGCCAUAGCCAGUAUUAUUCUCGAGCUUUCCAGAGCACUGUACCUGUACCACGCGUUACCAAAAUUGUCUGUGACAUGCAAAUUGUUAGGACAGUCCCUUCGGCCUGCUGCGAUUUCAUGCAGACGUUCGAGUGGAUUGUGGAGUGAGAAGCUGGUCGUUGAAUGGGAGCUACGAGAGUGUCAUGAGUUUGUUUGCAGAGCCGAAGCCAGGGUUUGAGUUUCAGAGUCGCCGGUUGACCGCUGGAUAACACCAUGAGCGCGUGGGCGUUGCAUGCGAAGCGGAAGGAGCCGGAGGAGGCUGUUGUGGAGUUGUUGCGCAAUGUGAGCUUGUCGCCGCCGAAGCGAAUGCGAGUCGCGGAUUCGUGGAUUUCAACCAAUUCAUGGCCCAUGCCAAGUUUUCAACCCCAAUUAGAAGCACAACCAGCACCUCCACAAGUAGAUCCAUUGAAUUUUUUUCAAGCUCUUGAGUCACCGCUACCAUCACCGUCACCGCCACCUCCUGUAGCCACUGCCGUUCCUGCUAGCGCUACUGAUGAGAAAGCUAUCGUAUUGUAUAAGCCAGUCAACCCCCCACUUUUCCCAGGAGGUCCACCGACAGGAUCGCCAGAGCCACCGUUCAUAGUAGAUGCUACUGGAGCUCUGGCCGCUUGCAAGGGUACUGACAACAAUGGCUCUAGUGUCGAUACUGGGCAUGCUUCCUCUGCUUUUGCUAAUUCUUCUUCCACAUGGACUGACCUCUUUGAAGCCCUUGAUCUUCAUGGUAAGAAACCAUCGCUGCCCAUAAGGAGGCUCCAAAGGACUUCAUCAUGCUCAUCCUUACCUCGGGUUUCGUACUCUAUGAAUGACACCUCAAUGGAAGAGACCGAUACUCAACUCAGUAGUAGCCAACUAGCUCUUAUACCUUACUCUCCUCCCGCUUUCCUGGUUCCAGCUGCCAACUAUACUCAUCAAUCCUUACCAAAUUCCGAAGCAGUUUUAUCUGGAGCAGACCCCAGUGAAGAAAUGGCGGAUGAUGAUGCGAUGGAUGUGAUGGAAGAUACGUUACAUGGAGAUGGAGUUGCAACUGAAUCUGGGACCGAGUUUGGAAGUCCAAUUCCAACUUUUGGGAUGUCACUGUGGGAGCCCUGUGACGUGUUCCAACCUCCCUGCUCUCAAGUGAUGUGGUCGCAUUGAACCUUUUGAGGAACUUGCUUCUCCGCUAUUCGAGCUAUUUUGCAUCUCAUGGUUUCACGGUACUUCUAAAUCCGGACCAGCUGAAGGCCCAAGGGUCCUUCUGAGCUCGUAGACUCAUGAAGAUUCAUAAUGAAGAAUUUUCGUAUCCAUUAUGUUCAGAUAACCUCGUCUUUUAAGCUACGGUAGGCGGUAGAUGUACAAUGAUGAAGUGACUGCCGCUCAGCACUGUAUUAUGUAACAUUUUCAGUUUUACCUUUUCGGUCGUCCAAAAAAACUAUCUGUGCUCAUGCCAAUUACUUGUUAGAGCUCUCGUCUGAUUUCGUGCUACAUCACCUUCUAGUGAUGGACGCCCUUUUUGUAUCCUUGCAUCAGCUUGAGGUUCUCGGGGAUUACGGAUGUUGAUGUGCGCUUUCAAGUGAGUUCGCCCGAGUAAGUUUAGGGGCUCUGCACUGUAGAACAGGGUUAUGUUUUCUGAGCAACCUGAUUCACUGACAAAAAUCAUCAGGUGCAACGCUAGUAGGCAAUCUUGAGCGUUGGAUAAUUAGUCCUUACAAGGCUGCAGUUAAUAUUAUUCAAGUAGAUCUGGAGCUGCUCUACGUAUUUUGUGCGGUUUAAACUAUUUUUCGGGUCCUUUGGUUUUCA
Physcomitrium patens is the source of this 1878-nucleotide messenger RNA. RefSeq lists its product as uncharacterized. The record is from RefSeq and is a predicted model, not a curated record. NCBI's taxonomy places the organism in Eukaryota, Viridiplantae, Streptophyta, Bryopsida, Funariales, Funariaceae.